UCCUGGCCUGGUUGACAUCACAUCCUGAAGGCAGCGAGGACGGCACCUCCACAGGCAGGGUGGGCAGAGCCCCAGCGCUCUGGAGAAGAGCUGGGAGGCUGGCCGGCCUCUGGCUCACUUGCCGAGCGAGGGAAGGACGACGUAGGUCGCUGGGGAGAAGCGGGGUGGCCAUGGGGCAGUGCGGGCUGUUCCCUGGCUUGGGCGACCUGAGAGAAGCAGCAGCAAGGUUGGGAGAGACCUAACGGCAAGGAAAAGCUGCUGGAUUUGCAGGAGUGGGGAAAAUGGAUGCCUGCCAACAGCCUCAACCUUUGCAAGUAAGUACUUCUGAGCGGGGCGAGGGGGGGAUGGACAUCCACACUGUCAACAACACUUCAGAAAAGCAACACUACCCUCCUUGUGGACGUGCUUAGAGGGCUCUUAUGGGCAGUGCCCUGGAUGGGCCCUUGCUUGCUCUGCUAAUUUUACAUGUAUUAACCAAGGCUUGGUGAAAAGGGUGUCUCAAGAUAGCAUCCAGCAGCAAGAUGCCCUCAUGAGAAGCUCCACCCACUUGCCAGUCUGCCUGCCCAUCUCUGGCAGAAACCACACCCAACUAGUUGCAUGGUGCCACGUUGAGGGCAAGGCUACGGUCACCGUUCCAGAAUCUUCCCACAUUCAUCUGCACAACACCUCAAAGGGCUUGUGCAAUCUCCGGGGUACAGCUGACUUGAGUGCUUAUGGUCAAGGCUAGUUGCAAAUGUCGGCCUGUAGCAAAUUGUGCCCAUUUCGUGGGUGUUAUAUGGCAAGCUCUCUGUGCCUCAGUUUUUCUCCUUCAUUGGUGGGUUCUCCUCCGCUGGAGGUUUUAAAACAGAGAUUGGGUGGCCAUCUGCCAGGGUUUCUUUAGCUGAGAUUCCUACAUUGCAGGGGGUUGGACUAGAUGACCCUUGCGGACCCUUCCAACUCUACAAUUCUAUGGAUGACAGAGGAUGACUUCCUCUGUGGUAAGCUACGGGGAGGGUGAGUGAGGCAUCAGGCAAGAUUGCCCACCCCAAGCCUAGGCAAAUGGAAGAUCAAGGAAGAGCAGGGAUGUCAAGACAUUAACAAAGGCCAGGACUUUCUCUUAUCUACAGCAGAAUUCUUUCAAAGGCAAAAGACAUGCUCUUGAAACAAAAACAAAAAAACGCAGCACACAUCACUCUCAAUAAUCUAACUCGCUUGCUCCAAGAAGCCCCUCUGCCUUCUCGCAACACAUUUUUUUUGGCACUGAAACCCUUUUGCAAAGCAAAAUGUGCACUUGAUAAAAUAAAGGGAUCUGAACUCCCCAGGGUUUUGCUCUGUUCAAAAGUCUCAGCAGAGGCAUCUUUCUUCAGGCUUCUUUCGUACUCACUAAGACCUCUGCUAGCAAUUUUCCUGCAGCAUCCUGCAGAGACGGUCUGGGAGAAAUUUAACACGCAUACACUCUCUGAGGCUAUAUCCUAAUGCCACAGAAUUAACUGAACUGCAUCAAAUUAUACUGAUGUGCAGCAUGGGGUAAUUUCCCCCACUACCAGCAGGGGGCACGAUGCUAAAAAGGCAACCCAGUUUUUUGACUGGCUCCCUUUAACUAUACUUUAAUCUACAGUAUACAUAUUCCAAGUCGAAUGCAUUCUUUUAUUUUCUGGUUUCUUUGGGGGGCGGCGGCAGGGAGUGGAGACGAAAAGGGAAAAACAAGCCAGGAAAUCCAAUUCUGUCUACAAGCCACAUUCACCAACCAUGUCUUUGUCUUCCCUCUGCCUUCCCCAGUUCCACAAUGGUUUCUGGUAACUUGGCUGUUUUGGUGGUCCUGCUUAUACCUCUUGAAUUCUGGAGAUCUGGAGGCCUCCUAGCGGCCUCUCCAGGAACUGCUGGCGAGCAUGACUCCUCAAAGCAGGUCCCUAUCCAAGCCCUCCAAACCAUCCUGCUGAGACGCCUGGGCUUGCAACGGCGCCCGGAGCCAAGGGCGGGGCUUGUGGUCCCCCAAUAUCUUCUGGAUCUGUACCAGUUCUGCUUGGGGAAGGCUCCCUCCUCCCUCAAAGAGACAGAGCUUCCCUUCCUGGAGGAACAAGCCGGGAGAGCCAACACCAUCCGCACCUUCCACCAUGUUGGUGAGCUUGCGAUUGCCACGUCCGCCUUCAAAUUCCACGUUUGGGCCGCUGGGGUGGCUGGGGCCUUGAAAAAUUGGUUGGGGUAGCAGCAGAGGGGAGAAAAGUGGGGAAAUUUAACCCAGGCCCUCCAGGAGUUGCUAGACUAUCAUCAUCUCCCAUCAUCUCCCUGAACAUUGGCCAUGCCAGCUGCAGGGGCUGAUGGGAGCUGGAGUCCAACUAGAGACAGCCACAGGCUCUCCAUCCCUGAAGUGACUGCACAAAACCAGGAGCCAGGGACAGGGAUAAAGGAGAGGUGGAAAGCUGUAGAUAAGCGGCCGCACUGCGUAAAGGGAAAAAGAGGUAGCUCAGCAGGCAGGAACCUUGCUUUGCAUGCAGAAGGUCCCAAGUUCAAUCCUUGACACCCCCAGUUAAAAGGAAAGCCCCUCUGUUUGCCCCGGUCCUUGGAGAGCAACUGCCAGCCAUGGCUGACAAUAAGAGGCUGACAAAUAGCCUGACCUGGUAGAAGGCUCAGUUGGGAGAGCGCAAGACUCUUCAUCUCAGGGUUGUGGGUUCAAACCCCACAUUGAAAGAUUCCUGCGUUGCAGGGGGUUGCACUGAUAGAUGACCCUUGUGGUCCCUUCCAACUCUACAAUUGUGAUUUUGACUCUGAGGGUCAAACACGCUCCAUCGAGGAGGAAGGAAAGCAAAGCUCCCUAAUGCCAAGAUACUUCAAGAAUGCCCCCAUGCUUUGCUUACUUAAGGAAGAUCUCUUCUUUUUUCCUCUUGGGUUUUGGGAGGCGUAUGAUUUGCCUUGGGUUACAGCGCCACCUGCAGAGCAAGCAAGGCAACAGAGCCACACACAGGGUAGGAGGCGCUUGCGUUAUCAGCAGAGCCAGGAGCCCUGCACCACUUCAGGCAAGGACAUGCCACUUCACAGAAAGGGAUGCCAAAUACAGUUCUGAUUCUUUAAAAAUCCCAAAACAGUCUAAGAAAAAAGUGCUGCACACUGAAUAGCCACAAAUAAGUAUUUUCUUUUACUUUAAAAAGUUAGGGCAAUAACUUUAAGACAAUUUACAGGGAACAGCUGUUGCUUGAGAGCUUCUUAGAAGCAUCUGGCUGGAUGCAGGGGGCAAAACACAGAUGGGCUAGAUGGACACUUGGUUGGACGCAAGAAGGCAAUUCCUGCAGUCCUGGCAUGGGCAGCCUUUGUGAAUGUUGCUGAAAUACAACUCCCACCAGACCCAGCAAGCAUGGCUCAUGGCCAGGGGCGAUGGGAGCUGUAGUUCAGAAGCAUCUGCAAGGCUCCCCACACCAGCCCCAAACACUCAGUCCUCAAUCCCUUUCCGGCUUCUGUUUCACAUCUAGAGGAUCUGGAAAACACCCCUGAAGCUGUAGAUGGUUCGCUCUACUUCCUGUUCAACCUGACCUUGCUGCCUGUGGAAGAGGAGCUGACCGCCCUGGAGCUGCGCCUGUACCACUCGCAGAAGGAAAGCAGGGGUUUCCACAUCAACAUAUACCACGCAAUGGGCCCCCUACCCGUUUCCGGAAACAAGAGCAGUCUCCUCCUGGCUCGCAGAUUCUUGGCUCCCAAGCAGCCCAGGUGGGAGAGCUUUGACGUGACCGCUGCUUUCCAGAGGGCCGAGGGCCAAAGGCACCACCUUGGGUUUCUCAUUGAGGUGGAGCGCCCCAACGGCAGCCACGAGCUUCCUCAGCACCAGGCUCCGCUUCGCCCGAGGCGGUCUCCCGGAGAGGAGGAGGCCCAGUGGGCUCUGGAAAGGCCUCUGCUGGUCACCUACAGUCACGACCGGAGGGGGCAGCCUUUGACUCGUGGGAAGAGACAAAGCAGGAGCCAGCCGGGUGGGCUAACCCAGAAAGGAGGCCGAAGAGCCCCCAAGGGGCCAGCCUCCCGCAGCAAACGCAAAGGCCUGAAGCCCAAGGCCAAAGCCAGCACAAGGUGCCGGAGGCAGCGCCUGUUUGUAGAUUUCAAGGAAGUUGGGUGGAACGACUGGAUAGUUGCCCCCAGCGGCUACCAUGCUUUCUACUGCUCCGGGGAGUGCCGGUUCCCGCUAGCCGACCACAUGAACUCCUCCAGCCAUGCUGUGGUGCAGACUAUGCUGAGCUCGGUGAACUCCAGGGUGCCCAAGGCGUGCUGCGUCCCGACGGACCUCAGCCCCAUCGCUAUGCUCUACCUGGACCAACACGACAUGGUGGUCCUGAAGACGUACCAGGACAUGGUGGUGGAGGGCUGUGGGUGCCGGUAGAAACCACAGAGCAGGGAUAAGCCUCCUCUCAGGUAACCCAAGCAGAGGGCUUGGCACCGUCACGAGUCUUUCUUCAGGCAACAUGGAAUUAAUGUAUGGAACUUCCUACCACAAGAGGGGGGACAGCCAGAAGAUUAGAUGGCUCAGCUAUGAGAUACAUGGGAUAUCUGGGCACAGAGGCAGCAUAUGAUUUAACACCAAACACCAGAGGCAAACAGGCAAAGGCUAUCACCAGCCUGCUGUACGAGACAGAUGUACCUUGCCUCUGAUUCAACAAGGCAGAAUUCUCAUAUUCUUAUCACGCCUCAUCAAGUUCUCUAUACGAUGAAUAGCUGCUGUUGUUGUUUUAAACUGUGAUGACCUUUAGUUGAGCAAUAAAUGAGAAAGCUACCAAGCCUGUCACAGUGAGCAUCCUUAAACCAAGGUGAAAACUGUGUGACGGUGUGGUUGCCACUAAAGGUGAAUUCACAUGACCAAAGAGAAUCAGCACCAGACAUUCCUGAAAAGAUGAUUUGGGAGAGCUGGCUGACUUUUCACACAUUGUUUAUGGGGAACCUGUGGCUCUUCAAACUUGCUGGACUCCCAGCUCUCACGGACCCCAGGCUGCACAGCCAAUGGCCCUACAGUGCUUGAAGGACCACAGGCUUCCCCGAUUCCUGCUCUAAAAUAGAAGCUCUCUGUCAGAGUGCUUAUCCGGUAGAGGAGAGCAGUGGUUGUCAAUUCUGCUGGAACUGACAUUUUGGGUGAAAAAAUGACAGAUGUGUGCUCCCAGCAGCUGUUGUGUGAAACAUGAAGCCGUCCCUAACACUUUACAGCAGGGAUGUGGAUUCCAAUCCAAUCUCCAUCAGCUCCAGUCAUCAUUGCCACUAGUCAGGAAUGAUACAAGAUGUGCUCCAGCAGCACCUGAAGGGCUGAGGGUUCUCCACCCCUUCAUUAAGCGUCUAAUACCCCUGGGGGUUGUUUCUGAGCAGAGGGGCAUCAUAAACCUCACUGCACCAAAUGUGUGGACAAAAAGGCAGCCAGAGACUGACACAAGAGAGCAGGUGGUCCAUAUCUUAUUGGUGGAGAGUCAGCAUUUUCUUCUGACCAGGGUGAAUUUGAUUUAAAUCAAAUCAAUUUAAAUCACUAGUCAAUAAGACUUGGUUUAAAUCGUUUUUAUUUUUUUACAGAAAUACUCAUUCUUGGUGGUAUAAUCUUAAUAUUUACAGCGAGAUGAAGGUUUCAUUUUUUGGAAUAAUAAAUUUUCAGAGUGCUUUUUACAGUUUUAUCAAAAAUUACUGACUUGCACAAUUAUUACACAAAGAUCCCAAGACUUGCGGAGUAUUCUGCUCACAAGGUUGCACUUUCAUUUUUACUGCUUCACACUUAGCUACUUAUGCAGAUCUAUUCCAUUCAAAACAAAUCUGUUCAUUGAACCUCUUGGAACUUAGCAUUUGGUAAGGGGUUGAUUCUGUGUAUAUAAAUUUGCAAAGGAACAAUGGGAUUAAAGUUUUUUCCUCAACUCUGUAUGUUUAUUUUUCCUAUGGUCCCCCCUGUGAAGAGAAGGCAUGUUAUCUCUGCAGACACAAAUUCACCCUUUUGAGAACUGCAAAAACAAGCAUCUGUGAUAAUAUCUUCUCGUUAGAAAAGCUGCCCCAAAUAAUCUUACAGAAAGCUCUGGAUGAGCAUGACAUUGUGAACAGAUUAAUGGAAUUCAUCUACCUAAAAAUUUAAACAUUGCAUGUAAAGCCUCAUGCUACAUAAUUAAAAACAAAUCCUUAUUUCCUGAUGAAUAGCAUUUGGACUAUAAUGUAACUUAAAUAGAAAACCAUCUUUAGAAAGAUUUUUCCUCCAAAAGGAAAAUUUUAAAAAAUCCAAUUUAAAUAAAAAAAAUCGAAAUUAAAUUUAAAAAUCUGAUUUAUUCAUUUAUUUUUAAAAUAACUGACUUUAUCCACCCUGCUUCUAACUACAUACACCAAAAAAGCACCUUGCUAGUCAUUGCUUCUAAGCCCCUACUUGGUGUCUCAAGGCAAGUCUCAAGUUCUGCUUCAUAGCAAGGAAAGGGACAAAAAGCUCUGAGGAAUGUGGUGGGGAGAAAUGUAGCACUCAACAGGAAUAUGGUGCAUUUUAGUGCAUUGUUUUAAGUCAGCCUUCUCCAAACUGGCACACAUCCACGCCCAAUGUUGUUGGGACUACAAUGGGAUGGUGAAAGUUGUAACCCAAAAAAUCUGGAGGCCACUUGGCUGGGGAAAGUUUUUCAAAGGGCACAAUAUUUCUACUUUUGUGUCCAAAAAAUAAAUAAAUGUAUACAAUGGUGAAAUAAACUGUACAGCUUUUGCUGAUGUUUUUCUUCUUUUAAAAAAGAUGAAAUAUGGGUGUAAGAAAAUGGGCUAAGAUGCAACAUUGAAGCUUUAUGAAAGAGAUGUCAGAGUUAAUAGUGAACUCCAAAGUAAGUAAUGUAGAGAGACAGAGCCAGUAUCAUGUGAGUGGAUUCCAGUUUACAGGUCUGAAAUGGGCUGGACAGGAUGCAAAGAUGAACAGCAAGAAAACAUCUAUAAACACUUUUACCCCACCUUCCCGUCAUCAAGACAUCCAAGGAAGCUACGUACACUAAAGGGUGGACACUGAAAAACCACACUAUCAAAAACACAUCAGAGUGAGCAACUAAACCAAAUGUGGAGCAGGGCAAGAGAAAAAUAAACCAGAGACCCAGGAAGAUUUAGCGUGGGAAGAGCUUUUGAGAACCAGAAGCUGGGUAGAUCCAAUCAAUAAUAGAAAAGUAACAGAUGCUGUAAUUAAAAAUUAAAAUGAAACCUGUAUAACAGGAUUCUUACUAUUAAACUUUAAAGAAUACAGACAUAUAUUAAAACUGAAUCAUGCCCUCUCUCUUAUAUAGCUUGAGGCUAUUUUUAGUAUUAAAAGCAAUCGAGAGGGAAGCAUUUUAUUAUGAAGGUUAACCAACAUAAUGGGCACAAUGGGCCUUGAUUAAUGUGAGCUUCCUAUUGCACCGUAGCAAAUAACCACAUACCUUAGGAUGUAUAUGCAUGCAUAUAUAUAUAUAUAUAUAUAUAUAUAUAUGAGAUAGGCAUAAUCAGUGCUUUUUCUGGGGGGACGCAGGUGUACACAUACCCCUAAACAUUUUGUGAAUCUUUGCAUUUUUGUCCAUUUACUGUAUUUAUUCUUUCCGAUUUGAACUAUUAAAUGGUGAUUUUCUUGAGUCAAAAUGAGAGUACCACUAAACAUAUUUUUUUUUAGAAAAAAAGCACUGGAUAUAAUAUAUUUCUCCAUCUCCUACAUGGGUUAGUUUAUAAUCUGGCCUUAGCCACCACACCUGGAGUUAUAGUCCAAAACAGGGGUUGGGAAUCGCUAGUCUAUGGGCCAAAUUUGGCUCAACCCAAGUUGCCAUUUUCCCUGAACCGCCCCCACCUAUCCCAUACCUCACGACCUAUGUGAUGUCAGGGGUGGGGGCAGAAGGAUGCACCUGGAUAACAACAACAACAACAACAAUUUAUUAUUUACAACAACAACAAUUUAUUAUUUAUACCCCGCCCAUCUGGCUGAGUUUCCCCAGCCAUUCUGGAGGGCUCCCAAUCGAGUGUUAAAAACAAUACAGCAUUAAAUAUUAAAAACUUCCCUAAACAGGGCUGCCUUUAGAUGUCUUUUAAAGAUAGGAUAGCUACUUAUUUCCUUCACAUCUGAAGGGAGGGUGUUUCACAGGGUGGGCGCCACUACCUAAAAGGCCCUCUGUCUGGUUCCCUGUAACCUCACUUCUUGCAAUGAGGGAACCGCCAGAAGGCCCUCGGCGCUGGACCUCAGCAUCCGGGCAGAACGAUGGGAGUGGAGACGCUCCUUCAGGUAUACAGGACCGAGGCCGUUUAGGGCUUUAAAGGUCAGCACCAACACUUUUAAUUGUGCUCGGAAACGUACUGGGAGCCAAUGCAGAUCUCUCAGGACCGGUGUUAUACUGUAUGGUCCCGGCAGCCACUCCCAGUCACCAGUCCAGCUGCCGCAUUCUGGAUUAAUUGCAGUUUCCGGGUCACCUUCAAAGGUAGCCCCACAUAGAGAGCAUUGUAGUAGUGAGAGAUAACCAGAGCAUGCACCACUCUGGCAAGACAGUCUAUGGGCAGGUAGGGUCUCAGCCUGCGCACCAGAUGGAGCUGGGAGACAGCUGCCCUGGACACAGAAUUGACCUGCACCUCCAUGGACAGCUGUGAGUCCAAAAUGACUCCCAGGCUGCGCACCUGGUCCUUCAGGGGCACAGUUACCCUAUUCAGGACCAGGGAGUCCCCCACACCAGCCUGCCUCCUGUCCCCCAAAAACAGUACUUCUGUCUUGUCAGGAUUCAACCUCAAUCCGUUAGCCGCCAUCCAUCCUCCAACCGCCUCCAGGCACUCACACAGGACCUUCACCGCCUUCACUCAGUCCGCUCCAUGACUGAGUUCCCCAGAAAGCAGCUUUGAGCUUCGCCUGGUCAUGACGCCAGGCCCAAACGCUUCUUCCCACAUCCUGUAUUAAGCUAAAAACUCUUUGAAAACAGACGCUCCUCUCUCUGGCCAUAAAUAUUGCCUCUCAGUUAUGAAACAAUUCAGUUAACGCCGACUAACCUGCAUAGGCCUUGGUUCGGUCUCCUCAAGUCGUCAUGGCAACCCCAAACCGUUCCGCUCAAAAUUGCGGGCCUCAAAGCGCUCAGCACGUUGGCGGCCGGGACAGGAAGGAGCAGCCUCUUCACCCGGAAGUACAUUAUUAUGAGCGGACGACAAGCCGCUCUUCCCUUAUCGGCUUUUUUUUUUAAAGGUCCCCUCUGCUAAUAGGAGGACUGGGAACUCUAUGACUCUGCCCUGUAUGCCCCUAGGCGGCGGCGAGCGGCGUUGGCCCAUGUGCCUG
Messenger RNA from Podarcis lilfordi (Lilford's wall lizard), 9202 nucleotides. Lineage: Eukaryota; Metazoa; Chordata; Lepidosauria; Squamata; Lacertidae. The record is from the annotation of a GenBank genome assembly.